Molecule: messenger RNA, 710 nt
Organism: Manduca sexta (tobacco hornworm)
Lineage: Eukaryota; Metazoa; Arthropoda; Insecta; Lepidoptera; Sphingidae
Exons: 4
Coding region: 108-695 (195 amino acids)
Source: RefSeq, a predicted model, not a curated record
AUCCGCUUACGUGAAGUUAAUUAACUAUUGUUCUGACUGAAAAAUCAAUUAAAAAACUCAUUUCGAAGCAAUAAUAUUCAGUGAACGCGCAUGGAUUGCGCGGGAGAAUGCUAGCGUGUAAAGGUUUGGUGUGGCUGGCGGUUCUUGGUUGUGGUGUGUUAGCCGACAUCGAUGCAGAUUAUUUUUACGGGAGAUCAACGCGCGCGGCACCCAAAGAGUUCAGCUGUGAUAAUGAGGUGAUGCAACUCUACUGCGACACGAAAUGCGGCGGGAAUCACGCUUGCCUGUUCGGGAAGUGUUUUUGCUUGCAAUUGGAAGAUGAUCACAAGGAUACCGUACAAAAACCAGCUCCAAAGAAAGAGAAGUUUCUAGACUUCGAUGACUACACAGAGACUCCAUUAAUGCCAGCCAAUACGUACCCCAAACGGCCAGCCCUUCGUCACCACAUAGCCCACUUCUGCCCAAAUCUAGAAGAAGCUAGAAAAUGUAUCAGAUCGUGUAUGAAGCUCGGCAAGCCGGCGUUUUGUGGAAAGGACCACGUCUGUUACUGCGGGCACAAAACUGAAACGCCGAAGGAUGAUGAAGAAGUGGAUGUCAAAAAAAUUUACGCGCAAUUCUAUGAUUUGUACACCAAGUACUUUGGUGCCCGUAGUAAUCAUUACGAUAGUCAUGAAUAUGACUAUGAUCGUCAUUAAAGGGAUGAUGAUUGA